Molecule: messenger RNA, 990 nt
Organism: Aureobasidium pullulans EXF-150
Lineage: Eukaryota; Fungi; Ascomycota; Dothideomycetes; Dothideales; Saccotheciaceae
Product: alpha/beta-hydrolase
Exons: 2
Coding region: 1-990 (329 amino acids)
Molecular function (GO): hydrolase activity
Source: RefSeq, a predicted model, not a curated record
AUGGCCGAACUAUUGUCAACAACUAAACUUCAUGCUUUCGACCGUCAAGACACGACUUACACCUCCUUUGAUGGCCUGGAAAUUGGCAUUACUGUCUUCGUACCGAAGAAUGUUGACAAAGGAUCAACUCUACCAGUGCUUGUGAGGUGGCAUGGCGGUGCAUUGAUAAAUGGUGGCAGAGAUUAUGAGCCUUGGUUUCCUAGAUGGAUAAUCGAACUAGCAGCCCUCCACAAGGCCAUAAUCGUAUGCCCGGACUACCGUCUGCUGCCCGAAUCACCUGGCCUCGACAUCCUCUCCGACCUCCACACCUUCUACACCUGGCUCCACACCUCCCUCUCGUCUUUCCUGAUUUCCUCCUUCUCUGACUCUCGCCCCACCCCAGAUCUCUCGAAUAUCCUCAUAACAGGUGAAUCAGCAGGCGGCUACAUGGCAAUCCAAUCCUCCCUCCUGGGAGAAACAAAAGGUGUCAAAGCGGUCAUCGCCCAUUAUCCCAUGAUUGACCUUCAAGACGCAUGGUACAGCAUCCCCAGCCACAAGGAAAUCUUCAAUCAACCUCCCCCAUCAUAUCCUCCAGGCUGGCUAGACGCGCAAUUGAAAGUCGCCGGGACUGCUGCUCCGGUGACCUCUCGCAUCCCCAAGGAAGAAGAUCUGGACCUCUUCGUCGCAUUGUUGCAGCAAGGACGAUAUACCGAAAUCCUAGGCGCCGACUCAUCGCUGUUUCCCUUGGAGAAUUUGAAAAAAGUCAAGGAAGAAGGGAAACCAUUGAUGCCAAUGUGGAUUUUUCACGGAGAUGAAGAUUCGAUUAUUCCCAUUCAAGGUACGUGGAAGUUUAUGGAGGAGGUGAAGAGUGUUUUUGGAGAGAAAGAGGGAGGUAAAGUGGAGAGUAGGGUUGUUGUGGGCAAGGAACAUGGGUUUGAUAAUGAUGAGGUUGGGCUGGAGGUAGAUUGGGUAAUUGAAGCGCAGGAGUGGUUGAAGGAGUAUUGGCCUUGA